AUGUCGACCAACCUGGGGAACUCGGACGAGCUGCUAAAAGAGUUGGACCUGGAAAACUACGUCACGUUCGUGAAGAGGUGUUUUAAAAAUGGAAUAAAAAAAGAGGAAGAGGAUAUCUGUGCCCAGGAUUUGAGGAACCUCGCCAAGUGUCUCCCUAGGGUCUCCGGCGUCUGGUACGAUCUGCACAAAAACAGUUGGGAAGCCAGGUGGGCUGAAGGAACAAAAUCAGCAAGGAAAUAUUACUCUGUGCAAAAAUUCGGAUUCCAUGAAGCCAGGAAACUAGCCAUUAAGACCAUUAAGACAAAGGAAAUUAAUUAUAUAUAUAACAGCAUAAAUGAAGAUUUUAACAAACCCCUCAAAUGGAACCUAAACAGUGAAUUCCUCGAAAUGAAUCACGACCCCAUAAUUAAUUUGAAGAGGAAAUAUAGAUCCCCCAGUGGUAAAGUCAAGGAGAAAAAAAUUAAAAAGGACCCGAACAAUGGGAAGGGUGUUAGUAGAAAAAAUAAAAGUGCCGUUCAAACAAGGGGGUUGAAAAGGGGACAACAUGCCCAUUACAUCUCUUCCCCCAUCUGCAACGCCGCGACCAAAAGUGGACCCUACAAAUCAGAGCAGCAGAAUGACAACUGGGGGGAGAGAAGAGAAGGGGGAAAAAUGCUAAACCAGCAACUCGUACUAAAUGGGUUACAUACACAUACCAUCACCAACGACGAUGGGGAGGAGCAAAGUGAAACUUCGUACAUGUUCGAUGGCUCUAGUUCCAAAUUGAGAUAUGACCAAGGAAUGGAAGAUUAUUCUAACCAUAAUAUUCUACAAGGUAGUCUCUGCUCCAUCACUUGUCUGAAGCAGAAGGAAACAUAUACAAAGACCGAAAUGGCGUUGUCUAGGGAGGGAAACAAAUCUACACAUCUUGUUCAUAACGAUGAGUGCAAUGGGACGUGCUUCAGUGAGGAAGACUCUUUGAGCAAGGAGCACCUAUACACUAUGAACGAAAAGGGGAAGAGUAGUUCCUCCAGUGUAGACAGCCUCAAUGGACACAUUAACGGGGCGGACAAUUAUCCUGUACCCCCCAUACCUACCUCCAGCGACAAUUAUAAAAUGGACCACAACAAUGAGAGUAAGCAAGGUGGGGAUAAAACACACAAGGUAGGGAAGAACAUACUUGGAAAAAAAAUCACCAACUGCAAUAAAGACAUGAACGGCAAGGACAAAACAAACAGUGUGAAGUUCCAAGGGAGCAAAAUACUGAGCUACAUGAGACAACAUAAAAAAACGAAAAACAAAAAUACCCUGUAUGUAAAACAAAGUGGACUCUUAAAAAUGAACUUAAAGCAAGCGCCCAAUAAGAUUUUGAGUGUGGGAGGGGAACAGGGCUCUGGGUGGAACCGAAAGAACUUUAAAAAAAAAAGUGUUGUAAAUGAAAAAAGGGAAUGCAUAAAAAAUGGGGGUGCCAUUUUUCUUAAAAAAAUUAAAAGUUGCAAUCACGCCGAGGGGAACAAGUGCAAGAAUUGCGACUUUAGCAAAAGGCAGCUAAGGGGCCUGUGCGAGAAGAACGACUCACUGUUCAUUUCGAGCGUGCUCCCCAACGGUGGAGAGACCUCCAAUGGGGAAGAAAGCUCCAACGGUGGAGAAACCUUCAAUGGGGAGGAAUCCCCCAACGUGGACUUCACGGACCAACUCGGCACGGGCAUGCCCUCCCCCACGCAUGGCGAGACGGACGCGCAGAACGACGACGAAGGGGGUGAUCACGCGAGUAAACACCUGGGUCCCCUAAAGAAAGACAAGAAAAAAGAACAAGUGCAAAAGGAAGACGCGCAAAACGAAUGCACCCCCAGUGGUGAAAAGGGCAAGGAGAUGAAGUGCUGCGUGGAAAUCAACUUAAAGGAAGUCAUUCACUCGGACACGCUAAACAUAUUCAAAAAUGCAAUUAAUUUACUGCUAAACGACUUGAAGUGCAAAUGUGUGCCCCACUUGGACAAGCAGUUUUUGAACAUCCUCGAGAUCAUCGACAAUCACAUCAGCUACGUAAACUCCAUGAUCAGUGAACACAUUUUAAUCACUUAUGUUCACUUAUUUGACAUUUGUGUGUCAAACAAUAUUUUGCCAAGCCAAAUGGACCAAAAUGUACAGAAGGUUUUUUGCAAUGCGCUCAUUGCAUUUCAUAUUCUCCUUUUUAAUUUCCUGAGGGAUAAGCGAGGCUAG
Molecule: messenger RNA, 2199 nt
Organism: Plasmodium fragile
Lineage: Eukaryota; Apicomplexa; Aconoidasida; Haemosporida; Plasmodiidae
Exons: 1
Coding region: 1-2199 (732 amino acids)
Biological process (GO): regulation of DNA-templated transcription
Molecular function (GO): DNA-binding transcription factor activity
Source: RefSeq, a predicted model, not a curated record